This is a messenger RNA of Callorhinus ursinus (northern fur seal), 566 nucleotides long. RefSeq names its product adrenomedullin 2 (gene ADM2). NCBI's taxonomy places the organism in Eukaryota, Metazoa, Chordata, Mammalia, Carnivora, Otariidae. The record is from RefSeq and is a predicted model, not a curated record. Gene Ontology annotation, biological process: regulation of systemic arterial blood pressure; positive regulation of heart rate; adenylate cyclase-activating G protein-coupled receptor signaling pathway.
ACCCUGACCAACCACAGACCACAGACUGACUGAGGAGUUUCCCCACCCACCAGGUGCUCCCUGCCCAGCCAACAGCAGACCUACCGGCCCGCCUUUCGCCUGACACCUACUCGCCGACAGACAUAGCCCCGCCCGCCAUGGCCCGGCUCCUGACGGUCACCUUCGGUUGCAUCAGCCUGCUCUACCUGCUGCUCCCAGGCACGCUGUCCCGCAGCCUGGGCCGGAGCCAGCAGCCUGCCCCACCCAGGGAGCCCCCAGCCAGGACCCUUUCCAGUGGCCUGAAGCCUCAACACCCUACACCUCGGCGUGUGGUCUGGAAGCUACACCAGGCCCUCCAGCCACAGAGGAGCGCCAGCCGAGCCCCCGCUACGGGUCGGCCUCUCCGGGAUGGCCUCCACCGGCACUUGGGUCCCCGCAGGUCCCGAGCCCAGCUCCUGCGGGUGGGCUGUGUGCUGGGCACCUGCCAGGUGCAGAACCUCAGCCACCGCCUCUGGCAGCUGGUUGGGUCAGCUGGCCCACGGGACUCAGCCCCCAUGGACCCCAGCAGCCCCCACAGCUAUGGUUGA